Molecule: messenger RNA, 7204 nt
Organism: Larimichthys crocea (large yellow croaker)
Lineage: Eukaryota; Metazoa; Chordata; Actinopteri; Sciaenidae
Gene: kcnb2b
Product: potassium voltage-gated channel subfamily B member 2b
Exons: 3
Coding region: 751-3324 (857 amino acids)
Biological process (GO): potassium ion transmembrane transport; action potential; protein homooligomerization
Cellular component (GO): voltage-gated potassium channel complex; dendrite; neuronal cell body
Molecular function (GO): protein binding; delayed rectifier potassium channel activity
Source: RefSeq, a predicted model, not a curated record
AAAACAAUAAAAAGAAAUGUAAAAAAAUAAAUAAAUAAAUAAAAAUUCUCUCUGCGCCAACAAUUAUGAGCUGGUUUCAUAAUAUACUAUAAUCUACCUAAAUUGCUCUGAGGUUUUCACCUCUAGGAUGUGGUGCAGCCCGUGUGUGUGUGUGUGUGCGUGUGUGUGUGUGUGUGCGCCCCUCUGCUCCUCCUUAUGUAGUAUAGAGCGGGACACUCCGCAGUUCGCUUAUCCCGUUCCUUCCCGUUGCCUUUUACGCGCACGACGUCUGCAGUACAGUGAUUCAGUGAGCCCCGUCUUCUCCCCCACGCUUGCAAGCUUUUGGAUGAAGGCUGGACUCUUCGUGUUGUUUUCGGAUGGCGAAACAGCGCUUGUUGUGCCCCUGUGAUCAUUUGUAAAGGAAGACAUCCACGCUUUUUUUUCCUCCUCUCUUUCUUCUUUUCUUCUCGACUCAUUUUUUUUCUUUAACAAAAUGUGGGACGCGCGUUCUCUGCGCGGCGUCCGCGGAGUGCUCUCUUCGCUCGUAGCCGCUUGACUGGAGGGGGAUCCCGGCUCCUUUUUCAUCCUCUACUCCCUUAGGAACAAGAGGAGUUUGCAUGCAAAAGGUGGUUUAUCUCGGCAAGCCAUGGAGGGACUUCCCUAAAGAGGAUCCAACAUAAUUCAACAUUUUUAGACUUUUUAUUUUUCUAUUUUCCUUUUUUUUUUCCAUCAUCGUUACAUCUUCCCAAAUAAGUCUCCUCUUCCAUCACCAUGGCUGAGAAGAUUGGACCAGCGGGGCUCAAGCCCACCAACAUCCGAACCGCUCCCUCCCUGCCCCCUGAGCCCAUCGACAUCAUCCGUACCAAAGCCCGCUCCCGCAGAGUCCGCCUUAACGUUGGGGGUCUGAACCACGAGGUCUUAUGGCGGACUCUGGACCGGCUACCCAGGACCCGUCUCGGCAAGCUUCGAGAUUGCAACACCCAUGAAUCCCUGAUGGAAGUCUGCGAUGACUACAGCUUGAAUGAAAAUGAAUACUUCUUCGACCGGCACCCAGGGGCUUUCACCUCCAUUCUGAACUUUUACCGCACAGGCAAGUUACACAUGAUGGAGGAGAUGUGUGCCCUUUCGUUUGGUCAGGAGUUGGACUACUGGGGGAUUGACGAGAUCUACUUGGAGUCCUGCUGCCAGGCCCGUUACCACCAGAAAAAAGAGCAGAUGAAUGAGGAGCUGCGGAGGGAGGCAGAGACAAUGAGGGAGAGGGAGGGAGAGGGAGAGUUUGAUAACACCUGCUGCCCAGACAAGAGGAAGAAGCUGUGGGAUCUCCUGGAGAAGCCCAGCUCCUCGGUGGCUGCCAAGAUUCUAGCCAUCAUCUCGAUCCUGUUCAUCGUCCUCUCCACCAUUGCUCUGUCUCUCAACACCUUACCAGAGCUCCAGGUCAUAGACGAGUUCGGCCAGGCCAACGACAACCCACAGCUGGCCCAUGUAGAGGCUGUAUGUAUUGCCUGGUUCACCAUGGAGUACCUCCUUCGCUUCCUCUCCUCUCCUAAUAAGUGGAAGUUCUUCAAAGGCCCGCUGAAUGUCAUUGACUUGCUGGCCAUUCUGCCCUACUACGUCACUAUCUUCCUAACUGAGUCCAACAAGAGUGUGCUUCAGUUCCAAAAUGUGCGCCGUGUGGUGCAGAUAUUCAGGAUCAUGAGAAUAUUGAGGAUCCUGAAGUUGGCCAGGCACUCCACAGGACUCCAGUCUCUAGGGUUUACUUUGAGAAGGAGCUACAAUGAACUGGGGCUGCUUAUAUUAUUUCUGGCCAUGGGCAUCAUGAUAUUUUCCAGCUUGGUCUUUUUUGCUGAGAAAGAUGAAGAUGCCACCAAAUUCACCAGUAUCCCUGCUUCAUUCUGGUGGGCAACAAUUACAAUGACAACAGUGGGAUAUGGUGACAUUUACCCACAGACUUUACUUGGAAAAAUUGUGGGUGGGCUCUGUUGCAUUGCAGGAGUGCUGGUCAUUGCCCUGCCCAUCCCCAUUAUCGUCAACAACUUCUCUGAGUUCUACAAGGAACAGAAGAGACAGGAGAAGGCCAUCAAGAGGAGGGAGGCACUGGAGCGAGCCAAGAGAAAUGGCAGCAUUGUGUCAAUGAAUCUAAAAGAUGCCUUUGCCCGCAGUAUGGAACUGAUGGAUGUGGUGGUAGAAAAGGGAGACGACAAGACCUCCCUCGACAACCACCUGUCUCCAAGCCGCUGGGGCAGCUCAACUAGGCACGCCAGCUCAGAGACUAACCUGAAAUCCCCAAAUAAAGGAAACCCAGAGUCUCUGCUGCAAAGCUCUCCUCAACGUAUAACCAUCACCACCACUGGAAGCCCCCAGCGGGCAAACAGGACCCCACAGCACCUCAAUGUGCAGAAACUGGAGGAGAUGUACAACCAGAUGACCAAGUCACAGUCCUUCACUAACCUCAACACUACAAGCUCCAUGAGCACUCUGAGCACAACCAUGACUGCCCCUGUCUCACCUAAAAAGUCUCAAAGCCCUGAUUUCACAUUAAAAGAGGAAGUAGAGCUAGAGAUGAAGGAGGUAGAACCCUCCUCACCAGAUAACUUUGCGAGCUGCUCAGGAGACUUUAGACAACAAGGCUGCGACUCAGAUGAGGAAGCUGCGCCCUCUGAAACCAGACUCCCCAGAGGGGCACCAGCCCAUCUGGAUCUUAGCCAACUGAGGGCCAUUGAUGACAACAGCUCUCCUGGCAUCAUUCUCAAAGAUGGCCUCUAUGAAUCCUUCAACCCAGGUGAACGAUCAGAGCUCCACAUAGAGGAAGGAGAGACCUUUAACAGUGCUGUGGAGAACAUCCGGAGCUCUCUAAGAGGGAAUAACCCUCUUAAAAUAAAGGGGAUGAAGGUCAACUUCACCAAAACUUCUGCUGAAGGUCCGUUAACACCGCCCAGCACUACCUCUCCUGGAGACAUCAGCUCCAGCAUCCUGGAAGACGAGUCCCCCGAUGGAGAGCUGUCACCGCUUAUCCCCAGUUCAGAGGAGCUGCUCCCAGUCGCAGAGGAGGAGACCUGCCCGUUGUCCCCUGAGAGGCUGGUGGUUGACACCCCACCCGGCGAUGAAGAGUCCACAGAGAACCACGAUGAGAAGCAUCUGAUGGAGGUGGCGGGCGCUGCAGUUGCGCCCUUGUCGCCCAAAACAGCAGCUCAAAACUGCACCCAAGGUAUGGUUGGGGCAGGCGAGGAGGUCAAGGCUGACAGCAACCAAAGUGGACACAAAGUAGAGAACCACAUGUUUACAUCCGAUAUCCACCUGAUACCCGGGGAUGGCAGCCUGUCUCCGACCUGUGAAACCAGCAUGUGACUGUGAGAGAAGCUCUGAGGGACAAUAGACCCACUGCAACCUCAGCCUGAUGUGUGGGAGAGCAGGAAGAAAAGACAAGGGUGCAGUUGUAGUGACAGAUAUUUUUGCAUGGCAUGACAAGUCCCUUUUACUUGUGUUGUUGUCUAUUGCUGAAAAAGAAACUGCAGUGCUUCGUGCAGAUUUGAGAGGACGACUUUGGGACAAACAGCGGGCUCAGAGAGGAGGCUCUUGAGAAACAGAGGGAAUUCAUCAACUUAUGUAGACACUUUGGUCCUCCCAUUGUACAUAAUGACAGUCUCCUUUUUCUAGCAAAAGAAGGAAAUGCACAGAGGGACUUAUCUGUAAAAAGCAUGCAUUUAAAAAAGACAGAUAUUUUACGGUGCUUAGUUUGCUGAAAGCGCUCCACUGUAAAUACUAGGACAUCUAAGGCAAUGACAAUGCACAGGAUGGCAAAGAAAAACUGUCACUGAAGGUACAAAUAUUUGUAAUGUGAAAUGGGAUGGGUGGGGUGGGGGGGGUUGAAUUGAGAGCCCUCAGACUGGGUGUUGCAUCGUAGCGACCUAUAAAAAAAAACAUAUCAUUACCUUUUGUGGAAAUGCAAAGUGUUCCCAUGACGACCCUGUAAUGUUUUUUCGUGUGAAAAAUGGUGUAUGAAACUGUAACGUUAACAUUAUUGCUUUUGGUUUUCAUAACCACUGUUGAGCUUUCAGUUGAGCAUCCAAUAUUCAAUCUUUGAAAUAAUGACAGCGGGCAAGAAGGACAAAAAAAAACACCUUGAUUCCUCUAAAUACUUCUGUAGUUGCCAAAUACGUAUGUAACCAGUAAGGACAGGAACUAUCAGAUACUGCCGCUAUUGAAAAUAUUUAUCAUGCAGUUUCAGAAGUUAGGGCAAGGUUUAAGAUGUUUUAUUCCUUGUUCAACCUUUUAAUUCUGCCCAAAUCACAAAAAUAAAUCUUAUUUACUCUCUGACUUCAGAUAUAUACAUCUAAAUGUAGUUUUAAGAAUAAAAUAUGAAAUACGUAGGUCUAGAUUGGUUGUAGACAAAAAUUCUACAGUAGGUAAGUGAGAUUCCAUAAAACAGUUAAGACUAUUUAUUGAUUCAGUACAUCUGGUCAUUAAUACACAUAUAUGCUUUACACUAUAAUUAUAUAUUUUGGCAAUUUAAAAGGGUUAGACUACCACAAAAAAAAUUACAAUAUUCCUUGUUAUAUCAAUGGACCAAAUCAAGCACACUGACAAGCUUUCAUCUAUCUCAGCUGCAUAGUAACAUAAACAGUAAUAACAUGUAUUCUGACAGUAGUUAUGGGGUUUUUUUUGUUGUUUUUCUUAUGAUUUGUUUACCUGCAUUGUGUUCAUUAUCCUACUCUCAGCACCCUGAUGUCGUUGUUGACAUUUGUCCCAUACUACUGCAAGUUUAUCCGAUCCUGCUGAUAAGUUAAAGGCAUCUUUUUUUUCUUUUUUUUUUUUGUAUAUCCGUAGUGUCUUGGACUGUAAUUUAUCGUGUUUUAUUGUGAACAAAACUAUUUUCAGUCAAACUUAAACCCAAAGGAGUUUUUUUUCUCUCUCUCUCUCGUCUUCUUUCGCGCUUUUGUUUUACACUGACUGAAAAUAUCUGUUGUAUGUUGCCUUUGAUUCCAAUUUUAUUGCUGGAAUAUUUGUUUGUUGUUUCAGCAUGACACUGGGCUGAGUGUACUAGAAGUGUGUUUGUGAAAGCCAUACAAACCAGAAUGGUACUGACAGGAAGUACGUGGGUGAAUUCUUUGUUAUUUGUUUUAUUUAUUUUUUCUUAUUAUGUUCAUGUUUUUUUUUUGUGUGUUCUCACAGAGAGGUGUGGAAUGUGCAAUACCGCAUACUGCAAUCUAUGCAGGCCAAGAAUUGUGGCACUUUAUUUUCUGUCUAUGGGAUUUGUAAGUGUACAGGCAGAAAUUACUUGUAUUUUUCAAAUGUUAUAUCUUUAAUAUGAGGCAAAACAGUAUUACAACUACCAGAAUCUCACAAACAAUGCAAAAGAGAAUUUUACUUUUACUUUUUCAUAUUAUGUGGCUGGCAUUUGCUAUGAAGCCUAUUUAUGCCAGAUGCUCAAAUUUGAUUAUCUGUGGGAAUAGGGAUCCAAAUUGACCACUUUUGGCCUUUUGUAUUGUUGUUAGAUUACAUUAAAAAAUCUAACAAAUGUCUGUGGAAGAUAUUAAGAUAAUCUAAUUUCAAUGGCCACACACAAAGGAUUUUAUGUUUUUUGUGAAUUAACAUUGAGAAUGAUUCUAUUUUUUCUAAACCAAAAUGGAGCACGACCACAAUUUCCUGCCAUAUGGUGGUUGAAAUGAUGCAUGCCUUUUCAUAACACUGCUGUUUAUGAGAAGGCAGCAAGUCAUUUUGCUUUGUUCAUAUAGCACUGUACAGAAAAUUCUAAUUUUAUAGGAGAAAUCAGGUCUUUAUGUAAUAGAUACAAGUAAUGUUAUUGAGUUCUCAGGUUUUCUAUAACUCUCUGAUGUUCCGAUUGGAUAGAUUCUCUGUUUUUUCUUUAACAGCUAAUGUCAACUAGUUACUUCUGUACUUUUUGAAAGGUGAUGUUGUCAAAUCCACAUUGAUGUCUUGGCUCCUGGUGUAAGGAGUGGCAAUAUUUCUCCCUCCUCCUGGGUAAUCUGUGUACCACAUUCAGUGUCCACCCCCAUCAGUCUUCAGUGAGGCAGGAAGGAGCACAAACAGAAGGACAGGAGUUUGACUGUAAGAGCUGAGAAAUAGACAGGAGGGGAGUGAUGAGUUUAAGUGACCACCGACAGGCAGGAAAAGAUCCCUACUGUCACUGAACUGAUACAUCUGAUUAUUUCCCAUGCUGACACCAUUGAGUGCUCCAGUCCCUACAGUUUCAGAGGCUCUAACCCCAUGGCAUGCCCUCAGGAACAAGCGAUCAAUGGGUAAAAGGAAGGCUAGGAUAAGGGAAGUCUAUGAGAGUUAAGAAAAGAGGAGAGGUGAAAUGGGCUCUUCCCGGGUGGUUACAUCACAUCAGUGAUCAGUUGUGGUCCAUAUUUCCUUUUGUCUGUGUACAUACUGUAUGCCCAGACCGACAUAAUUUAACUCGGUAAUCAGAGAUUCAUGUGAGAGCUCAUGGAAUUAUCUUCCAUGUAAAAUUAUUGAUCCCUCAUUGGAAACUCAGAUUCUUUGGUACUCUCCAAAGUGAAAUGUCAGUGGUGGUUGUUGUUGUUUGGAGUUUUCAUUUGUCUUUUUUUGUUUUCCUUUAUGAAGGUUCGAUGAUAACCUUCUUGUUAAAAAGAUAUAUUUUUCCUGUAUCUGUAUGUUCAAUUUAACAUGAUUUCCUUCAUCCCUUUGUUCAUUGUAACCAUGUCUCUGUGUUAGCCUCAAGUAAUCCUUCAUUUUGACAGGUAGGGUAGAGAAACAAGGGAUUUGGAUUGAUCAGCUAUAUUCCCUUGGAAUGAUGUUUGUGUGGAUACCAAUAUUAAUUCUGUGAGCAGACAGCAAAUGGACUGUGCUCUGUCUUACUGUCUCACAAUGGCAUUAUCAUGUGUGAUGCUGUACAGAGUGGAAAGGUUGUGUCUUUAUUUUCUCUGAGAGAAUGGGUAAUGUCUGUGUCACUCAUGCGUGCUUACCAAACCUUGCUCCCUGAAAUGCAUAAAGCAUUGUUUCUUCUUAUUUCUCUAUGUAUUCUGCCUCUUACAUUUUGUUUUCUCUGUUCAGCUUUGGAGAACAUUAUCAUUAGACACAUUCUGAGCUACAGACUGUUUCUGUACAAAGCAACAUCUUUGUAUGCAUGUAGUAGUCCGAACAAUUAUGUGACCACAGAACUUUGUUAUGGUACAUGUAUGUCAACAUUUCUGUAGAGCAUCGUUCCCCAUUACGUCUAUUAGCAUAUGCAGAAUAACAAAUA